CCUACCUCCGCCUCCUGAGCCACUGAGAUUUACAGGCAUGCGCCAUCGCACCUGGCUACAGACCUCACCAAAUUGCGGAGGCUGGCUUUGAACUCCUGAGUCCUGAGUCGCUGUGACUACAGACAUGCACCAUGGCGCCCAGCUUUUUAAAUACCAUAAUAUUGUCACCAGCAUGGGGUCUGAAGAAGUUCCCAGAAGGGAAAAGGGGACCUCAACCCUGAUCAAAGACAGUGCAUCACAGACAAGGGAUGUCCUCAAACAGCAUUUUAAUGAUUUAAAGGGAACUCUUGGGAAGCUACUCGAUGAACGAUUGGUGACCCUUUUGCAAGAGGUAGACACCAUUGAACAGGAGACCAUUAAACCACUAGAUGACUGCCAGAAGCUCAUCGAACAUGGAGUUAACACUGCAGAGGACUUAGUUCGAGAAGGUGAGAUCGCCAUUCUUGGUGGCAUAGAAGAACAGAAUGAGAAACUUUGGAGCUUUACCAAAAAGGCCUCACACAUUCAGUUGGACAGCUUACCAGAAGUGCCUUUACUGGUUGAUGUGCCUUGUUUAUCUGCUCAGUUGGAUGAUUCAAUUCUUAACAUAGUGAAAGAUCACAUUUUUAAGCAUGGAACAGUAGCCUCUCGCCCACCAGUGCAGAUAGAAGAACUAAUAGAGAAACCUGGAGGCAUCAUAGUACGAUGGUGUAAGGUGGAUGACGACUUCACAGCCCAAGAUUACAGGCUUCAGUUCCGUAAAUGCUCUUCAAAUCAUUUUGAAGAUGUUUAUGUAGGUUCUGAAACUGAAUUCAUAGUAUUGCACAUAGACCCCAAUGUUGAUUAUCAGUUCAGAGUCUGUGCCCGAGGAGACGGCCGGCAGGAGUGGAGCCCGUGGAGCGUCCCCCAAAUAGGUCAUUCUACAUUGGUGCCUCAUGAGUGGACAACUGGCUUUGAGGGAUACAGUCUGAGCAGUCGAAGAAAUAUAGCACUCCGGAAUGAUUCUGAAUCCUCAGGUGUUCUCUACUCCAGCGCUCCAACCUAUAUUUGUGGGCAGACAUUAACAUUCAGAGUUGAAACUGUGGGACAGCCAGACAGAAGAGAUAGUAUAGGAGUAUGUGCAGAGAAGCAGAAUGGAUAUGACUCUCUGCAGCGCGAUCAAGCUGUAUGCAUUAGUACCAAUGGUGCAGUUUUUGUAAAUGGAAAAGAAAUGACUAAUCAAUUGCCUGCAGUUACCUCUGGAUCCACUGUCACAUUUGACAUCGAAGCUGUGACUUUAGGAACUACCAAUAAUAAUGAAGGCGGGAACUUCAAGCUCCGAGUAACUAUUAGCUCAAAUAACAGAGAAGUGGUUUUUGAUUGGUUACUUGAUCAGUCUUGUGCUUCUCUUUACUUUGGAUGCUCAUUUUUUUAUCCUGGAUGGAAAGUAUUAGUGUUUUAGAGUUUUGGAUGCUUGGCAUUGAUUUACUGUAUUUGCCUCAUCCCAGUUUAGUUAACUUUUGUUGUUGUUGUUUAAAGUUAAAUUAAUCUUUCAGGCCAUUGGAAAUGAAAAGUGUCUACUGACAACAUUUUUAACAAUAGGAGAGUUGAAUGGUGUGGACAAAACCAUAAUUCAGUCAAUUUUGGUUUUAGCACAUUAUUAAUAAAAAUAGAAAAUUACAAUAAAAUCAAAUUAGCUUUAAGUGUCUGGGGAGAUAACAAAAAAUCCUAUACCCCUUCAUUGUAGAUCUUAAAGUUGGUUUAAUGUAACAUUUUAUUAAAACUCUUUCAGCAUCCAAGACCAUUGUAAAACUUUUUAACAACUGGAGUAGACCAGAUAAGAAGCCAGAGUUCUGUAAAAUUCAUUCACUUGUUUUUUCCACAUGAGUGCAUUGACUGUGUGUUGUAUGUUCAGGAAUUUGAAAGCAGUGUUAGCGUUUAUCCCAUUUUCAUUAAUCUUUAAGUCUAAAAAGCUUUAUGAUUUUUUUUUUUUUACAAUGCCUGAGUCAGUGUCUGUAAUAGGCAAGUAUUGUCUUUUGUUCUUGUAGUUUGAUUCAAGAUAGGAUAGAAGAUGCAGGGUGCAAUGGUUCACAACUGUCAUUUCAGCAAAUCAAGAGGCUGAGGCAGAAGGAUCACAGUUGAGGUCAGCCUCAGUAACUUAGUGAGACCCUGUUUUAAAAUAAAAAGGGUUGGGGAUGUGGCUCAGUUGUAGAGGGCCCUGGGUUCAAUCCCUAGUAUUGAUAAAAAUAAAUAAAUAAAUAAAUAAAUAAAUAAGAGAGAGGGAGAGAGAUAGGAUAGAGGAUUUUGUACAGGGUGAAACUACUUAUGGAAGUAGUAAACGCAGCAGUGUUAGUCAUUUCACAAGUACAUUAUAUGUACAUGUGUGCCUUCAGGGUCAAUGAUAUGCAUAUUGCUAUUUGUAGUUACAAGCUCUAGUCCAGUUAAUGUCAGUUUGAUAAAUGGUCCGUUAGUGGGCCAAAGAAAUAUAGGGUAAAUACUUGACCGAUUUUUUUAAACUUAAAUUUGUAAGAUAUUUAUUUGAGGGACUUAAUAUGUAAAAAAAUAAUAGCCAUACCUUGAUAUAGCAGCUUACAGAUUUUUUAAUGUGAAAAGUAAUUUUUUUUCAUUUUUAUCAGUAAUAGAAAAAUGGAAAAGCAAGCUUGAUAUUUUUGUAAGAUAAUUUAUUUUGGGGCUCAUGUUCCCUGUUAGACAAUCGUGACCAAUUUUCUCCUUGCCUUUUUAUGUGUAAGUGCCUUUCACAUGUUUAGUGACUGUAAAGAGGUUCCAGAAUGUAGAUGCCUUGCCCAGCCAUCGGAAACAAAAUAAAAAGCUCAAAUUUAAA
Molecule: messenger RNA, 2800 nt
Organism: Ictidomys tridecemlineatus (thirteen-lined ground squirrel)
Lineage: Eukaryota; Metazoa; Chordata; Mammalia; Rodentia; Sciuridae
Source: RefSeq, a predicted model, not a curated record